AUGUCAAAGGAUAUCUACUUCGAAGGCGACGCAGAAACCCUCCCCUUCAGCACCACCACCCCGAUCCCGACUCCCAAAGUCCAAAAGCCUGUUGACGAGCUCGACUUCAUCGACGUAAAACCCAACACAAUCUGGUAUCUCAGCAUCAUCCGACCACACAUCGAUUCCCACGAAAUCAUCGGCCCCGCCAAAGCAUUCCGCCACCUCCUCCCCCAAAUCGAAGACGUCGUCAGCAACUCACCCAACGCAAUUGACAAGCUUGCCCUCAUAAAAGAGAAGCCAAAUAACAAUUUCCUGUUUGCGGAAGACGACGAAGAUGAAGAGAGGGAGGUUGAUGAAGAAUUCUUGGAAAUGGGCUUCUGCACAUUCAUUGUGGAAGGUCAACGCGGCUCCUACACUAUCCUGAAGAUACAUCGCGAAAUCAACAAAGACGUCUUCGAUAUCCUGCCCGCGCCCGUCUACACCAUCAUCUCCGUUGGCCCCCUCGCCCAUGCCGAACGCCCAUCCACUACCUCCUUAUCCUCAAAAUUCACCGCUUCCAAGCCAAAAGGAUAUGCAGCCACAACCAAGCUUCACGCUUCCUACGUCGACCGCGCUGCCGCGAAGGAAGACGCACAACAUAUCUUCACCACUAAGAGAUGGGAGAGGGGGAGUAAAGGAGGAGGCAUCUUGAUCGGUAUGAAUGCGAGUAGUAUGUGGGAAGUCAAAGAAGACGCUGACAGGGAGCAUGACGGGUUUGUUUUGUGA
Molecule: messenger RNA, 747 nt
Organism: Alternaria rosae
Lineage: Eukaryota; Fungi; Ascomycota; Dothideomycetes; Pleosporales; Pleosporaceae
Exons: 3
Coding region: 1-747 (248 amino acids)
Source: RefSeq, a predicted model, not a curated record